Molecule: messenger RNA, 4437 nt
Organism: Panicum virgatum (switchgrass)
Lineage: Eukaryota; Viridiplantae; Streptophyta; Magnoliopsida; Poales; Poaceae
Product: disease resistance protein PIK6-NP-like
Exons: 4
Coding region: 473-4255 (1260 amino acids)
Biological process (GO): defense response to other organism
Molecular function (GO): ADP binding
Source: RefSeq, a predicted model, not a curated record
CGCCGCGCCUCGCACCGCCCGCUCGCCGGCUCCAAGCCUCCCGCCUCGAUACAUCAGCUCAGCUCACCACCCACCCAUGGGCCAUGGCUCAAUUCGCAGCUGUGCCAGCCAUGGCCCCAAGGCGCAACCGCCGCGGCCAGCGCAGCCGCGUGGGCCCUCCAAAUCGGGCACCAUCGCCGCGGCCGAAGCUUGCCGGGUUAUCAUCGCUGCCAGUAGAGCAGCCCCAGGAUUGGAACGACCAAGGCCAUCCCGAGGUGAGACCAUCCGACCUGGCUCGUCGAUUUAUCCGUCGAAAACCGUGGUUGCAUCCAUGGCCCCUUCGCAGAGUUUUCCCCUAUCUGCCAGCCAAGUAGGUCAGUAUGUAGGAAUUAUUCCCCGCCCGAGCUUAUAAAUUGGAUCGGAAUGCGCUGAUGAUCAGCAUUACCAUUUCUGUCUCAAGAAUCAGUGAGCUAGUUGAGCAGAGAGGAGUGAGAUGGAGGCGGCGGCACUGAGUGUGGGCAGGUCGGUGCUGGAUGCUACGCUCAGCUACGCCAGGUCCGCUGUUGCGGAGGAGGUUGCUUUGCAGCUUCACAUCCGGCGUGACUAUGCUUUCGUCAGGGACGAGCUGGAGAUGAUGCGGUCUUUCCUGAUGGCGGCGCACAAGGAGCAAGAAGAUAACGACAGGGUGCUCAAGACCUGGGUCAAGCAAGUCCGCGAUGUCACCUACGACGUCGAGGACUGCAUCCAGGAUUUCUCCGUGCAUCUGCACAAGCCAUCAGGGUGGCCCCUCGCUAGGAUUCUGCUGCAGCGGCGGCGAAUCGCCAAGAAGAUGAAGGAGCUGAGAGAAAGGGUUGAAGACGUGAGCCAGAGAAAUAUGCGUUACCAGCUCUUCAAGGGUGCUGCCCCCAAUCCUGCCACCGCUGCUGGGCAGUCUAGCACCACUGCUGCUUCCAUGUUCGGCAUCGACGAAGCAAGGCAUGUUGCGAGGCAGCAAAAGUCAAGAGCAGAUCUUGUCCACCUCAUCAUCAACCAGGACGAGGCUCUUGGAGUGAUUGCAGUGUGGGGAGAAAAUGGUGAUCUUGGACAGAUGUCCAUCAUUCGAGCUGCCUACGAAAAUGUGGAUGUCAAAAGCAAAUUCCCAUGCCGAGCAUGGGUCAGGGUGACGGACCCUUUCAAUCCGAAGGACUUUGUGCAGAGCAUGGUGAAGCAGUUUGACUCAGCUGUAGGAGUUAAUGUCCUGUUGGACACAGAGUCUACUCUGUUGGAGGCGGAGAACGAGCAGUUGGUUGGGGAGUUCAAUCGUUAUGUGAAUGAGAAUAGUUACCUGAUUGUGCUUAAUAAUGUGUCCACAAUCGAGCAGUGGGAUCAGAUUAAAGUAUGCUUCCCAAACAACAUGAGAGGGAGCCGCAUCAUAGUGUCGACAACACAAGUUGAAGUUGCAAGCCUAUGUCCAGGUCAAGAAACCCAAGUAUUAGAGCUCAGCCAAUUGUCUGCGGAUCAAACUCUUUAUGCAUUCUAUGAGAAGGGUUCUCAAGAUGCAGUGGAAUCGAUUACAGCAAGUCCUAGCUCAAACGCAGGCACAACUAGUUCUAACAACUCCACAUUAUCCACUUCUGAGAUGUCAGAAAUUCAACCUGAAGGUGCCGAUGGAAGUAAUGCUGCUAGAAAUAGCCGUAUUAACAUUGUGACAAAUUAUUUGGACAAACCUCAGCUCAUUGGCCGCGAUCAGGAAAAAUCUGAUAUCAUUGAAUUAAUUUUAAAUCAAGCAGGCCAAGACCUUCCAGUGAUUUCAGUGUGGGGAAUGGGUGGUGUUGGGAAAACCACUCUGGUCAAAGAUGCAUACCAAAGCCAAAAUCUUAGCAGCAUGUUUGAGAGACGUGCUUUUGUCACAGUGAAGCAUCCGUUCAUUCUCGAAGAGCUUCUUAAGAGCCUAGUUAUGCAACUUGAUGCAGAAACUUCUAAAAAAAGGAGUUUGGUUCAUUUUGGGGGUAGCACAAGAAAAUCAUUAGCAAUGAUGGGAGUUGAAGAAUUGAUUGCAGAGUUGGCUACGCUUUUAGAAAGAAAGAGGUGCUUGAUUGUUCUUGAUGAUUUGUCAUCUACUGUGAUGUGGGAUUUGACAAUACGGAGCUUCCCUCAAUUGGAGAAUACAAGCAGGAUAAUAGUUACCACAAGGGAAGAGAAAAUUGCAAGGCAUUGCUCAAAGAAACAAGAAAAUGUAUACAAGCUCAAAGUUUUACAACACAAGGAUGCACUUGACCUGUUCACGAAAAAGGUAUACAAGGAGACAACAGAUUUGGAUAAUCAUCCUGAAUUAAUUGACGAGGCGAAAGUGAUCCUUAAGAAGUGCGAAGGGCUUCCCCUUGCAUUAAUUACCAUAGGUGGCUUCUUGGCAAACCAACCAAAAACACUUGUGGAGUGGAGAAAAUUGAAUAAGCAUCUCAGUACUGAACUGGAUAUGAACCCGGAGCUUGAGCCCAUAAAGUCAAUCCUUAGGAAGAGUUAUGAUGGUUUACCAGAUCAUCUCAAGUCUUGUUUCUUGUAUCUGUCCAUAUUCCCGGCAGAUCACAAGGUUAACCGGAGACGUUUAGAGCGGCGUUGGGUUGCAGAAGGUUACUCCAGGGACAUUUGUGGCAAGUCUAUGGAGGAAGUAGCCAGCAACUAUUUCAUGGAACUAAUAGAUAGGAGCAUGAUACUGCCCUCUCAACAAUCAGUUUACAGCAGAAAAAAAAUUGACUCUUGUCAUGUACAUGAUCUCAUGCAUGAAAUUGGCAUCUCAAAGUCACUGGAGGAAAAUCUUAUUUUUAGACUGGAGGAAGGCUGCAGCUCAAACACCCAAGGCAUGUUUCGCCACCUUGCCGUAAGCAGUAACUGGAAGGGAGAUAAGAGUGAGUUUGAGACCAUUGUGGACCUAUCACGUAUACGGUCAUUGACAGUAUUUGGGACGGUUAAGCCAUUUUUCAUUUCAGAGAAGAUGAGGCUUCUGCGGGUGCUGGACUUGGAAGGCACAGAAGGUCUGGUUGAUCAUCACCUUGAGCAAAUCAGCGAGCUUUAUCACCUAAAAUAUCUUUCUCUAAGAGGAUGUGGUGAUAUCUAUUACCUGCCAGAUUCGUUUGGUAACCUGAGGCAACUCCAAACAUUGGAUAUUGCAUUCACAAAAGUGAGGAAGCUACCAAAGACAAUCACCGGACUCACAAAGCUACAGAACUUUUGUGCUGGGACUGUUGGAGUUAGCGAGGCUGAACAAUUCAAGGAAACUGUAAAAGAUGCGCCAAAGCUAUUGGGAAACCAGCCAUGCGUUUUGGCUGUAUGCUCACUGGCCUGUUCUGUAGCAUGGUGUGCACCUCAGCUUUUGAAAAGGAGACUCAACUUCGAUGGCGAACCAAACAGGCACGAUGUGUGCACUGUCUGUUGUUGCUCCCUGCUACCUCUUCUGGCAACACGCGGAAGUGUAUGUGGUGUUCAGCUGCCAAAAGGGAUCCGAAAACUGAAGGCCCUGCAAACAUUGGGUCUUGUGAACCUUGCGCAGGGGAAGAAGAUCCUGCGUGACAUAAAGAGGCUUACCCGGCUGCGGAAGUUAGCAGUGACAGGCAUCAGCCGAAGAAAUGCUCAAGAGUUAUGGUCAGCUAUUGCCAACCUUAGCUGCCUGGAAUCAUUGCUGCUGCGGGCAGAGGGGGACAUGGGCUUACUUGGCUGCUUAAUAUUUGGCACACAGUCACCGCCAAGAAAUCUACAGAGCCUCAAGUUGUACGGCACUGUGUGGGAAUUGCCGUCAUGGAUCGAAGGGCUCCAGAAUCUUGUGAAACUGACGCUAAGGAGCACAGGGUUAGUUGAUGUUAGUGCCGCCAUCGAAGCCCUUGGGAAGCUACCAAACCUGGCGAUUCUGCGUCUGAGGAGGGAUUCGUUCGUGGGCCAUGAGCUCCGGUUCAGUUUCCAUGGGGACGCAUUGGCGUUCCCAAACCUGACGCUGAUGGAGUUCGAUCGCCCACGCAAGCUGCAAUCGGUGGAGUUUAAAGAAGGAGCAAUGCCUAAGCUUGAGCUGCUGGAAUUUUGUGCGCGGACUCAGGAAGCACGCGUUGGGCUGUUGACAGGGCUCCCACACCUCACAAGCCUCAAGGAAUUUACGCUCAGUGGCAAUGGGUACGGCAGUGACAUUGUGGAAGACUUGCGGACACAGGUUGAAACGAACCCGAAUCGACCCAUUUUCAAGUGGACUGCACGUAGUGCAGCACCAGAGGAGGCAGGCCACCAUCAAUCCAACUCCCUUCAGCAAAGCUAGCAGCAGGUGCUGUUAAUUUCCUUUUAAUCGUUUAUGUGUUUAUGUUUGGCGUGGCACUAGUGUGCGUGUGGCUGAAGAGGAAAGCAUUAGCCGUCUGUUCUUUGAAUGUAAUUGCGAAACAACUUUGGAUGGAGCUGUCUGAGUUAGCAGAUACAUACGCCCCCUUUUACAAGCUUUGAGAA